AUGGAGGAAGAACUCCCUCCACUUGUCGGAGAUGCCCUGGAUGUCCGACUGCUGCAGACGUGGGCUGCAAAAGAAGAGCAGGUGGCUGAGGAGGUGAGGCGCAGCUUUUGUGCCCCAGUUUGGCUGAAGGAUGUGCCCACUCACCAUGCCUUACCAGGGGACGUCUCCCCAUCUGCAUCGGCGAUUGCCCUUGCCCGACUUGCCUGUGCAUUGAGUACAUCGUCAGCAUCAUUGAUACAUCGCUGGAAUGAAGACCAGGAAAGGUUAGCAUCUGAGCCCGCAUUGAGCAAAGAGGUUUGCCGAUUGAGUCAAGACUUACAACAAGCAAGGGCAGAAAGAAGAGAAGCCUAUCAGAGGCUUCAAGACCUUCAGGACAGAAAGCAGGCCGCGCAGGUCGCCCUCGCGAAAGCAAUGGAGAUGCAGGAAGAGAUAGAGGACGAUGAGAUCGAAGACGGCCAUUCGCCGGCUCCUUCUGAGACUCUGUCUGAGCAUGGAGACGAGCAGGCAGUGAAGAAGCGUGGUUGGAGUGGUGCGAAGAGGAUGCUUGGCAAGGGCUUGAAGAAGAUUCGGGGAGGCCGCAAGGGCAAAGCAGAAAGCUUGACACCUCCUGGCGCAGCAUCGCCCGUCAGCUCUGCAGCAAGCGGUGCAAGGACGCUGUCUCCGCAGAAGCCGCCGACACCCAAGCAGUUGAUGGUCGAGGCAUCAAGUGAGGAAUUGGUUCACACCGCCGAGGCCAUUCAACAGGCUGCAGAGGAGAUGGACAUGCAAACAUCCAUCUGUGAGCAGGUCGUUGAGGCCAUGGCUGAAAGUCUUCGCUCCGGCCACGACGCUUCCAGGAGGGAGGCCAUCCGCGAUGGAGCCUGUGCAUUGGAGGAGUGGGCGGAUGAAGUGCGUUCUUUGUUGGCACGUUGGGACAUGCCCGGUUCCGAAGCUGAAGGCAACACCACUGCCGGUGACACGACACCAAAGUCGCUGAGCGACGAGUCUGAGGAAGAGGUGGUUGCAAGUGAUGGAGACGCCUCUUGGUCUUUGCAGCGAUUGCAGCAGCUGCAGCAUGAGUCAGAGGUGUUGUUGCACAAAUUGCCACCUCGGUUUCUUCUGCGCCGCCUGUGCAAAGGACACGAAGAAGGGACUUCUGACAGCAUGUCCGAGCAUGAUCCCGAUUCGUCGAACACCACAGAUUUCCUGCACGAUUUGAUCAAGAGCAAUGACACUCUUGAGCAGACUCUGGCAGACACACGGCCUGCUUCCAUAGUCAGAGCAAUGAGGAGGUGCUGUUCUCGACUUGAUCACGAAGCUGCUGGUCUCGAGAACACAGCCACCCUGGUUGCCUCUGCUGCUAGCAUUUCGUGGCAGGCUGACUCCGUGUGCACCAGUCCUUCCAGGGCAGCAGUCUCUGACGUGUCCGCAUCGCCUUCGCCCAGAAUUGGACGUACCAAGUCAGUCACUGGUCUGGCACGUGGAUCUCGCAGUCGUUCGAGUUCGAGGAAUUCGAGGACUUCCUCCCCUGCCAAGGCAUCGAGAGGUGGCUCUCGGCCGGCAACUCCACGACAAGGUGUUUCCGGGAGAGCUGUGGCCCUUGCAGCAAGUCCAAGGUUGGAGGGCCAGGGCGGCGAUGCAGGUGUUGCCGAGCCAGUGUCGCCCUCGUCGCCAGUGUCGCCCUCCUUUGGAGCUGGUCUUGGCUCGUCACUGCGCCACGCGGCAGCGGCCGAGGUGGCUGAGGAGGGCUACAACCCUUUCAAAGAUGAUCGAGUGCGCACCUGUUCUGGCAGUGAUGGGGUCGAGGCGUGCCCCACUGGACUGGAGAACGAAACUACCAAUCCGUUCGGUGACUGCAGCCCGGACGGUGACAAAGAGACAGAGACGCUGGGCAAUCCGUUCGGGUUCAAGAGCGAGGAAGAAGCAGCCCAUCGCUUCACCGAAAGACACCCGAAGCGGGAUGUCAACCCAUUUGACGACAGCGCCGACGAAAGCGCAAGCGACUCGCCUGUGGAGGAUCUGGGAGGGAAUCCAUUCUCGGUGGAUCGUCGCGAGGAUGCAGGCGUCAGUCCAGUGGAGGAGAUACCGCAGACGCAACACUUUGGAAGUCCAGCAAGUCUGGCCGAGGAGCAGCCUGGCCAUUGCUUCGAAAGUCCGGCAAGCUUUGGUGAGGGUGCUGCCGUGGCAAGAAAUGCAAUGGUCAGUAGACCUCUGUGUCUUGAAGUGGUGAAAGACACGGCCAGCCCUAGAGUGACCUCGUUGAUGCCAGGUGCAGCUCCGGCUCUGGAGAUGUGGCGGCGCCCAUCUCCCCGGCAGCUCCCGGGCGGCCUAGCAGGAUGUCUCUGCAAUGGUCUCAACGCGUCCAGAGAAAACGAAGACCUCGACGAAGAGCUGCGGCAAGUGAUUGAUGCACCAUCUUUGGAGGCGGCCAUCGCUGCUAGUGAUGCCUCGAUGUGCAAAGGCCGCUUAGAUGCUGGCGAUUACAGGAACUGGAAGUGGCGUGACCAUGCUGCCGAAGAAGGGCACCAAGUACUGGGAAAAAGCACUCACUUCCUGUCUGACAUGCUGGCCGACGAGGACUGGGGGUUCUUCUCAUACGAGCUGCUCCUGCUGAGUCGCCACUUCCUUCGCGAAGGCAGUCCUGCACUGGACCAGGUGUCUGCCCUGAUUCCGAUCUGCCGCGUGCGCUUGGGAAUCAACAGCCAACUCCAUCACCACAUCGUUGAGCUGUCCAAGCCUUCCGGCAGUGAGGCCUUCUCACCGCUAGAUGUGCGGUAUCGGGUGGCCCUACUACUCAGGCUUUGGACCAGUUGGGAGACCUUUGAGUACGGAACAUUGGCAGAACCUUCGAAAGAGUGGACGCAGAAAUGGAUCCACAUGCAGCUCCGAGUUCUGAAAGGAUGCAUCCUUGAAAGAGCUAUGCAGCUACACGAAGGACAAGAGGACCUGUCGGCCUGUGGGCGCUGCUUGCGGGCCCUUCGAGAGCUCACUGAGAUCGCGCUGAGUGGAAGCUGGGGGAAGCCGCAGGCGCUUGAAAGGAUGGGGGAACCCAGCGGACGAAGGCUUCUGGCUAUGGUUUUCAAGGAGAUGGACGCCCUGAGACCCCUUGAGAGUUGGUCCUUCAACGUGGUCUUUGCUGCCAAAGUCUUCGGCACGCUCUGGCGUGCGGCAACGGAUGCUGAGGCAGAAGAUCGCCUGAGCUUGGAUGCUCCGGUGGUGGCUGCUGCUCUGCUGGCAGGCCUCCACCCGCACUUGGCCCCGCUCCAGCUCGAAACCCACGCCUUGCUCUUUACGCAGCAGCUUUGGUCAGCGACCUUCUCUCCGAGCAUGCUGCAGCUGCCUGCCGCGGCGCUUGCUAUUUCUGCCAGCAUUCUCAGCGAUUUCUCUCACUGGCUUCAGAAGACUCCAGUGGACGCAGCGGCGUGCUUUGCGAGACAAGGUGCACCUGGAUCUUCGCAGCAACCCCUGGAGCUGAUCGCACGGCGGCUGCUCACAGUGGACUUGAGGGAUCAGCUGGUCCAGACUCUGACAGAUUACAGGCGCCACUUUGAGCCGUCAGCUUUUGCAGCUGCACUUGAACUGUGGGAGCGCUGCUUUCGGGAGACACGUCGUUCCGAUGUCGGACGUGGGCGCAGCAACGAGGCAGUUGCCGAGGAUGCUGAGGAGGAGCAUGUGUUAGAGAACGGGUCAACUGAAGAGCUGUUCCGGUGCUUCGGACAGUGGUUCGUUUGGCAGUCUGCAAGCAAAGAAGCUGAGCUGGCCUUGCAACCAUUUGACGACGCGCCGAGGGUUCCUAUAGGAGACGAGGUUGCGUGGAAGCGUCUCGGCCCUGAGAUCAAGAAGUACCUCGAAGGACUCACUGAUGCAGUUCAGUCCCUGAUCGAAGAGCUGGAUUGCGAGAAGACGUUUUACAACGAGGCCUGGGCCGCGCAUGGGCUGGGGCCAGAGCACCUGGCCGUCGCAGCUGCGGCUGUGGUUGUGGCGGUGCGCCCACGUGUGGAAAAGCUGAAAGCUGGAGUGUGGCCAACGGGCCCGCCGAUUCUGGAAGUGCCGCCGGGAGGAGGGCGCUUAAUCCAGGUCCUUGAGGCUUUAGAUCGAGAAGCCAGCCGGCAUCGUGAAGCUAAUGUCCUGACAACAGAGCCACUGGUGGAUAUUCUGGUGCCUCAUGUC
Molecule: messenger RNA, 4149 nt
Organism: Symbiodinium sp. CCMP2456
Lineage: Eukaryota; Dinophyceae; Suessiales; Symbiodiniaceae
Source: the annotation of a GenBank genome assembly